Molecule: messenger RNA, 1317 nt
Organism: Halteromyces radiatus
Lineage: Eukaryota; Fungi; Mucoromycota; Mucoromycetes; Mucorales; Cunninghamellaceae
Exons: 3
Coding region: 6-1232 (408 amino acids)
Molecular function (GO): metal ion binding
Source: RefSeq, a predicted model, not a curated record
UAUCAAUGGAAGCUCCUCCUUCCGAACGAUUCCAACCAUUUAUUGCAACAGAAUGGAUCGAAGGUGAGAUCCGACAUCGACGCAAACUCUAUAGAAAACUAUUCUUUAUCGAUCUUUUAUUACCAACGGACGGCAAGGUACAAGUUCUUUUUCGUUGCGACGAUGGAUCCAUGUCAACAUUGAAUCACCAAGAUUGUCUACGACUUGCACGACCAGGCCACAAAGUACGCUUACAUGUAGGUCCACCCACUGAUCCUACCGAAAGUCAAGGACGACCAUUUAAAGUAUGGCAAUGUACAACGGUUCCAGAAAUUACACAGGCCUACAACCAGUCUCAACCAUUUAUAACCGAUCCACCAUUGAUGAACAAGAAACAUGAUACUAUCAAGCAAUGGAAUGGAGAAGAGAAACUCAAAAAGGAUUUGCCCUGCAAGUACUGGCUUAAUCAACGGAAAUGUUACCGUAUCGAUACUUGUCCAUUUCAACAUCCUACUGGUCCUGAUUUUGAAAAGGCAAGAGAAACUUGGGUACAAGAGCGAAUAGAGAUUCGAAAAAUCAUCACAUGCGAUCCAAAUGAUCCUCAUCAAGACAAAAAACCUCAUGCCUUAAGAGCCUUGAUCUUUGCUCAAUGGAUCUAUGAACAGCUUUUGUCGAAACUGAAGCCAAAUAUGGACGACAUGACUGUACUGGAUAUAGCAGGUGGGAAAGGAGAAGUAUCGAUGUUUUUAUGUCAUGCGUUUGGUAUCCCGUCUACAGUAGUGGAACCUCAAGCAAGACCGCAACCCAAGUACUGGUUUACUCGAUUACGACGAUUGAUGGAAAAACAUAUCAUGAAAGAGGAAACUUCUUAUGCACAAUCAUGGCCCUACCCAAAUCUCAAGCCUACUUUCUUAACAACAUUAUUGGAUGAUCGCUUUUUACAACAAUAUCAUGACUUGAUGCUCCAAGUGACCUUGUUGAUUGGUUUACAUGCAGAUCAAGCUACCGAACCUAUUGUAGAUACCGCCAUCCAGCUGGGUAAACCUUUUGCUGUAGUACCUUGCUGUGUUUUUGGUCGAGAAAAUUUACAUCGAAGGUUAAUCUCUGGUGCUCCUGUGGCCACUACUAAGGAUUUGAUUCAGUAUUUAUGCGAAAAAGAUACCGGUGUAUAUGGUGGCAAGAUACAGACUGCUUAUUUGGACUUUGAAGGCAAGAAUCAGGUUGUUUACUGGAUACCCUCUUCCCUAGUAUAGAUAUUCUGUGUUAGAUUCUUAGUUUGUUUUUCUUUUCUAAAAAAAAAAAAUUGAGAUCAUAAUAAAAAAAAAAAAAAGAAUGUGA